This is a messenger RNA of Entamoeba nuttalli P19, 1212 nucleotides long. RefSeq lists its product as hypothetical. The record is from RefSeq and is a predicted model, not a curated record. The transcript has a single exon. The coding region runs from base 1 to 1212 and encodes 403 amino acids. Lineage: Eukaryota; Evosea; Mastigamoebida; Endamoebidae.
AUGAAAAAGAAUUUUGACUUUAAAAGGGAUAGACUUAGAAAUGAACAAAAAUUAUCUUCAAGGAGCGAUGAAUUUGUCCCCCAUGUUAAUGAAAUAGACAAUUCAAAUGAUACAGUUUCAAUAUACAUGACUGAACAUAUAUUAAGAAGAAUUAAAUUGUUAUAUCCUCAUUUAUGGUAUGAUGAUAUUUGUUGUGUUCAUACAGUUUGUAAUAACGAAUUCACUAAUAAAUCAACAAAGGAAUUAGUUGUGAUGCUAAAAGUUUUUGAUUUAUUUGUUAAGUCUGAGGAAUGGUAUUUUAUUAAGACUAAAGAAGAAGUUAUUGAAUUAUCAACCUAUCCAGAGUUUGAGAUAAUUCGUAAUAAUAUCAUCGAUCUCUUGAAUUAUAACGUUGUACCAGAACAACUAAUAGGUACUAUUAUUAACGAAAACAUGACAUUAGGAAUGAGCGUUCAAUGUUACAAACAAUUAACUAAUAAAUAUAAACACAUUACCUCUUUAAUUAAAGGGAUAGAUGAUUAUUAUGAUGACUUGAAUAAAUAUGCUCAACAUGAAAUUAAUGAAAUUCACCAAAUCGAUUGGUAUUUCUCUUCAACUUAUCCAAAUAAGAAUCGUUUGAAUAAUUCCGAGGAAGACUUACUACUAAAAAGUAUUGAAAAAGAAAAAAAGGUACUAGAUGGUUUAUUGAAUGAAUGUAAUUGUAUUCAAAAAAAAUUACGAGAAAAAUAUAGUUUAGAUACUGAACUAGUUAUAGACAAGAAACUCCUCAAAGAAAUUGAAGAAAAGCAAAUUGAAAUUAAUAACAAGGAUCAAAUGAUAUCUCAAGAACUAAAACAUAACUCUUAUUUAUGGAUUCAUCAUUUAGAAAAUGAAAAGAAAUAUUGUGGUGAAUGUAAAGAAAGAAUAAUUAAUAAAAUAAGUCAACUAAAAGAACAACUAAAAGACGAUUUUAAAAGAGAAGAAAUAAGAACAGCCCCAUUAAUUCAAAGUGUUGAAAACCUAAAAUACCUUAAUUGGUGCCUCAAAGAGACAUACGAUUUAUUAACUGGGUUGGAUAGUAAAACCAAUACAUUUUUUGAACAAGAAAAAUCAGACUUAAAAAGCCAAACACUUGAUACUAUUCAAAAUUCUUUUAAGUCUAUUAAUUCAUUACUUGAUGAAGUUGAUCAACAACAAGAAGAGAUAUUAACAAAUUUAAACUCUUUAUGUUAA